Molecule: messenger RNA, 893 nt
Organism: Micropterus salmoides (largemouth bass)
Lineage: Eukaryota; Metazoa; Chordata; Actinopteri; Centrarchiformes; Centrarchidae
Product: C-type natriuretic peptide 2-like
Exons: 2
Coding region: 21-431 (136 amino acids)
Biological process (GO): receptor guanylyl cyclase signaling pathway; cGMP biosynthetic process
Cellular component (GO): extracellular region
Molecular function (GO): hormone receptor binding; hormone activity
Source: RefSeq, a predicted model, not a curated record
UUGUUCCCCACGAUACAAAGAUGGCUGUUUCAUCUUCCUCCUCCUCCUCCUCUUCUUUCAUUCCUCUCCUCCUCCUCUUCCUUACUGUUGCCGUGGAGUCGAGACCUUCAUCACAAAAAGACGACAAACAGGUCUUAAACUCUCUGUUCGGCCCUCGUCUCGCUUCUCUCAUCUUGGCCCCGCCCAACUCUGAUGACAUCACAGAGGGCUCAGCUGGACUCCCUGCCCCCUCACCCAGGGUAUUCGCCGCGGGUCACGGUGCUGCGAAGGGAUUGGCUGGCAGACGGGAGGCGGUCCCUCGCUUCUUCCUUGACUUCCUCCAGCGACAGUCCAAGAUGAGGAGGCGGAGCAGGAAGUCGAUGGUGGGAGGGAGGGGAUGCUUCGGGAUGAAGAUGGACCGCAUCGGCUCCAUCAGUGGGCUGGGUUGUUAGACCCCGUCCUGCAGACCGCUAUGUUAAAUUUUACUGACCAGACAGGCUGACUCCGCCUGUCUUUUGAACUUGUGAUGUCACUACAGGUGACCACGAGCUGACCCUGCAUGACCUCUGACCUCCAGGAACCCCAAGGCCUCCGGUCAGAGACUUUGUGUUGGAACUUUACUAACGAAGGACUAAACUAAACUAAACUAAAGGGAACACACCUGUUUUAGACACAGGUAGACAUCAGAGGAAACGGAGGUUCCCUCCUAGCUCCCCUGGAAUCCUAUUAAUGACCCCUGACCCCUGAACUCUGACCUCUGACCCCUGGCUGCAACACAGCCAGCAGAACACUGUGUGUGUGUAAGAGAGACAACCAUGUGUUAAACAUGCUGAUGAGUGUGUGUGUGUGUGCGAGUGUGUGUGAGGAUUUGACGGCAGUCUGACUGCACGCUGCAAUAAAAUGAGAAACUUCAA